This is a messenger RNA of Cylicocyclus nassatus, 6511 nucleotides long. Lineage: Eukaryota; Metazoa; Nematoda; Chromadorea; Rhabditida; Strongylidae. The record is from the annotation of a GenBank genome assembly.
AUGAAUCUGAAUGCUAUAGUCGACCCAAAACAACACGAAUUUAGACAAAUAGUUUUUGCCAUUGAAAAUGGCGCUGCAAUGCGUAUAGCUGCUUCAAAUCUCAUUCGAAUUAUCAAUUCGACAAUUAGCCAGAUCAGACAGGCAACGAUUGAAAGACAAUUUUCGUUGAUUUUAUUUGAUGACAAUAAUGUCGAACUUUUGACGAGUACACAUGAUUCCAAUGCAUUUGUGAAUGAUUUUAACGAUGCAAUGUGGCGAGUGGAGAACAAUGGCCUUUCACUACCACAAAGUCGAUCUCUGGAAGCCAUAUUUAAGGUCCCACAAAUUUCUUUACUCUCGCCAACAAUACUGUAUCUAUUUACCGCGACGCCGCCGUCACCAUUCAACAGCUAUACCAGGUCCCUUCCACGUGAUCUGCAGGUAAAUCUCUUCAUGAUCGGUGACGAUAGCCAAAUAUCUGCAAAUGCAGAUCUCACAUAUCACCAGCGUGCUUCUGGUGGAAGAAGCAUGCCUAUCAGUAAUGGUGGAGUGCUUAGGGUGUCCGAGUCUUUGAAAGCUAUCGGAGUCAAUCAACCGAAUACCUUACUCACAGCAUGUCAUCACUACCUAUUGCAGAAUCCCAAGCUCUCAGCAUCAAAUAAGGCUUUUGUUUUGGAAGCUAUCAACAAUGUAGUAUCGGAUACGAAAAUUGUCAACGAACUGGAUGAACAACUAGUUCUUUUGAUCAUAAAUCUUGCCACGCAGGAAAUGACAAUGACCAGCAAGGAUGUCGAUACAGAUUGGGCUGAGGCCGGGAAGGAUGUUCUGGUGACCUUGGCAAAAACUCCCCGGUUUGUAACUCAUGUCUUAGACGCGGUACUGCAGAAGUUUCCUCCUGGGUUGACUACAAGUCCACACCGGUAUGUGGUAUUGACUUUGGCCACUAUAGCGGAACACAAUCCUUUUGGACUUGUGCCAUUCCUUACCGACAUCUUAUCUCGAACUGUGCCACUACUUAGCCACGUUCGUAACGAUGCGUUAAGGUCAGCAUGGACACGAGCUAUUUGUGCUUUCUGUGAAGCAGUCAGAGAAUGCGAAACGGAGCGACCAAAAGAAGCUGUUGAACAAGAUCUUGAAGCUUCACCAAAUCAUAACAAUGAGAGUGACCAUGCGUCAGUAUUGAGCCGAUAUACUUACACGGAUCAAGCCGAAGCCAUCUAUGAGGUUGUUUUCAACUGGAUGUAUAGCAAGGAUCCCAAAACUCGUGCUGAGGCUGGCGAAUGUAUUGGUGAACUGUGCCUGAUGGUUAGACCAGAGAAGGUAGUAGAAGACAUCAAAAAACUUGUAAACACAAUACUUGGACUGUACAAAAAAGCAUAUACGGAGCAGCAUACUAUCACAAAGGCGGUUUGUCGAUUCCUUGAAGCCACCUGUGCCAACGAAGCAUGUCCGCUUGACCCUUAUGUGGAGGAUAUAUUGAAUGCACUAUUUCCAAAUGCAUGUCUUGAUCCGGAUGACACAACAACAACUUUGACUCCUCAGGCUAUCAAAAAUCACAGCGAAGCUUUCCGAUGUUUCCAUGUUGCUGCGUCGCGUUUUGCCGAUAAAAUUGUGUAUUAUUUGCUGCAUAAGAUACAAAGUGUGGUUGAUAUGCAGAAAUUAGGUGCCAUAAAUAUACUACGCCAUCUUCUUAAUUCGGCAGGUCAGUAUAUGGAAGACAAAAAGUCAUUGUUGAUGAUGGGUCUCCGAAAGUUACUUGCUCCGGAAAAUGUUACUUCGAUAAAGGUGAAGCGUGCUAUUGUGCAGCUGUGUGUUGCAUUAUCUGAUCAUGCCUAUGUGGAUGCAGAAGGUGGUGAUCAUGUGAUUGCCUUUCUCGUUCGAAAUCUAGUCCCACCUACGGAGCAGGAAUUACAGGGUCGCAAAGUUGAUGUUGAUAUAGCAGGCUCUAAUCAACUACGAACACAAUGCGGUCAAGCUCUAAAUACUAUUGCGAGCACCUGCAUCUGUGCGAAUAAGCUACUGUGGCCAUAUUUAUUCGAAUUUAUCUGCAUGGAGCGUUACUUUCCAGUUGUUGGAGACAUCUGCAAAUGUCUACGAACAUUAGUGACAAGAGAAGUUGAGGAAGGAAGAGAACUAGAUUUUGAGACUGGAUUCGAUAACGCUCGAGUUGCUGGUAAUCACGCGGUGCUCGCACGUCUUUUCGUUUGUCUAUGCAAUGCUCCGCUGAACGGUCUUCUUGCGCGACGAGCAAGAGAAGGCUUUGGUUUGAUGCGUGCUCUGAGUUCUUGGUUCAAUCCAGCUAUGACGGAAGUCUUAGAGCGAUGGUCUGAACGGAUGGAAUCACUGUUAGACGAGGUGUGCAGUGCAUCUGUCUCUAGUCCAACUGGAGAGAGUUCGCCGGCAGUGGAAUUGCGAGGACGACGGAUAGCGAGAUGGAACGAAGCAUGCUUAGAACUGCUUUCUGCUUCCAUUGCUGUCGUAGUAGAUGGUGAGUGGAGAAUGGGUUUGGCCGCGGUUAUGGGAAAACAGCUGGAUCUGUACAAAGAUUAUCCCGAUGAGAAGGCUUUCUUGCUGCGAUGCAUAGGUACAACACUAUCAAAAAUAGCACUGAAAUCGUUUGUAGUAGAUCAUCUCAUGCUGAUGUUCAAGUCUGCUCAACAUCAUGUACCUACCGAAAGGCAGGGAUGCGCCAGAGGAGUUGGUGCAUGCGCAGCAUCUCAUACCGAGCUUGUUUUAGUAGAGCUGGAAAACGUGUCAAAGUGGGAGCAUGCAAAGAGAAGCAGUGGAUUUUUCGGUUUCAUCAAGGAAGCGAUGCCAAUCCGACAGUACACAGACACUGAAAUGGUUUUGCUACGAGCGACUCUUAUGCUCAGCUAUGGCUAUGUGGUGCAAGCUUGUCCCCUUGACACCAUCACGCAGCGACUUCAGCAAACAAUCAUCGCUUUUCUGCGGCACUAUUUUGCCAACUCCAAGCAGGAAACGGUUGUACGUGAAGCUUUGCUUGAAACUAUGCGACUGAUAGCCAUUGCCGUACACCCUUCAAGACUGCCGGGAGAAUAUCGCUUUGAAGCUAGAAAUGAGCUCAUUGGAUACAUCAAGGACUACGUUCAAAGUGAAACUCCCGAGAUGCUAUCAAGUUCAUUGCGACUGCUGGCGGCCAAAGCUGCAGCUGCGCUUGUCCGAUUAGACCCACCCCUAUCCGACGAUGAAACAUGGGAGCUGGGUGUGGUGCUGACGCAAUAUAUCCUACCCAUGUGCCGAGAGAAAAGUGGGCUGAAAACGUUGGCCUAUGAUUUGUUCGACUACGCGUCAACGUCGAUCUCCUCAUUUACGUCGUCAAGUAACCGUGUUGGCAUGAAAAAGAUCGAUGAUGACGAAUCUGCAACAAUUAUGGAUGCAACUGUGGCACAAUAUGGUAAUGCGUUGGAAGCAAUGAUAGAGAUGCGGCCAAAUGUCGGGACCGUAACGCUUCUCUUGAAGAUGCUGCAACCCUAUUACGGCAAGUUGGCUGAACAUGAACGUAGCAGGUCUAUAGAUGCGACCGUGCAAGUGCUUCGAGUUUACCUUGAUAAAGCUGAGGAUAUAACCAUUGGGGUGGCUAGCUACUUUGGACCACUGUCGUCAUUGUUGGCUCGGCUUUCUCCUCGUUUAGUGGAUUCGUUGGCUCUCGUUCGCCAUCAGGCGCUUGCAGCUAUACACUUUGCAUUCCGCCUCGCAAAUGCUUUUAAGGGGCAUGGCACUCAUACAGACUCUAGUCUCUUCCAAAUCGACGAGUUUAGCAAAGAAUACCUGGGCAAUGAAGGCCGGUUAGACACCCAUGACGCAAAGAAGGCUAUUCGGAAGAUGGCAGAGGUAAUUGAGUCACGACUCCCACAGUGCCAGAUACAGACGUACCUAUCGGCACUUUUCGAGAUGCUAACAGAUCGUCAAAGCCAGGUAUCUUCGGCAGCGGCUCAACUCCUCACUCAUUCAUUGACAUGUCGUGGAGAUACGCUACUCAAUGAGGCUGACACUCUGGUUACCACUAUACUUGCCAGAUUACCCGAGGUCCAUUCGUGUGUGCAAACAUAUACGGAUCUGCUGACAGCUUUGGUCGCCUUUGCUGCUCAUCAACAAACAGUAGUGUGCGAUGUCAUGCUAAGGCAACCACUGCCAUACUCAGUACAGCUGCUGGAUGCAUGGGAAUGUGUUUCGCGAGAGCGUUCACUGUUUACACCCAUUCUGGAUUACCUUUUGGAACUGUUGACAGGCGCAUUGGAACAGCCGCACGACAUAAUGGAUACUGGAGGAGGAAGCUCGGUGAAGAUCGUACAUGUGGAGCCUUGUCAAUAUACGGCUGGCAUUACCGAAGUCAUCAAGACCACUGAACCAGACUGGUCUUUGAAUGACAGAGUCCCAACUUUACUUGCUGCAUUGUUUCACAUGAUCUGCAGCGUCUCUGACACGCAGUUUCCUGUCGUGGUUAAGGAGAACAAGGAUGGAACUAAACAACCUUUGAUUAUUACGCCGGAGCUGAGAAGAUCCGCUGAAAAGCCGGCUGGUUUGGCUGUCGCAGCACUGAAAAUCUUGUUUUCCAAAACCCAUACACCGGAGGUGAUUGAGGAUAUGAAUCAAGCCCGAGGAUGGACUGAGUGUCUCGAUCGUGAUAUGUUCAUUGACGCUAUAACUGUGCUAGUGCGGUCACUGGUUGAGCAUCGCCCUGAUUGGAUAGGUGCGUUGGCCAGUGCAGUAAUGGAUAAAGCAGACAGUGAACGUGAACCCAUUCGACUUGCCGCUGUCAUAGUAGCGUCAGCUUUGAUACGAAAGUGUCCAGAUUCUAAUGGAGACUUCAAUGAGAAAUUGUUGAUUGAUUGUGUGCGGCUGUUGGAGAACUCUUUGAGCGAUCAAAGCCUGCGGAUUCGCAAGCUUUGUGUUCGUGGAUUGGGUGAAUUGUCAGAAUGUUCCUCUAGUGCUGUUGCUGAUAGAUUUGCAAGCAUGGCUGUGGAAGCUGCUAUGGGAGGAUUAGACGACUUGGGAGACAGACACGACAUGGUGGCAAUGGAGUCGAUACUAUCGCUGAAUAAGCUUGUUUCUAAAACAAACGAUUCGCAGCUACAUUCUAUACUUCGACCAGUACUGCUGAAAAUUCGACCUUGUUUUGAAAAGGAGUCUGCGGCAUUGCGGGCAGCAUCUUUCAGUCUCUUUGGUGAAUUGGGCGCGAGAGUUGGAAGCGACGAGGAGUUUAUGGGUCACCUACAUGCCAAUAUAGUGGCUAUCUUACUCCACCUCAAUGACGAAAACGAGGACGUCCGGAAAGCCUGCAGUAUGACUCUCAAUCGAAUCCAUCCUUUGCUUGGAGUGGGCACAUUUUCAUCUAUAGUCGAACGUGAGAUGAAGGGAGGACGCCAGCCUUAUAGUUAUCCAGCGGUUCAACGCGAUCUUGCUAGUGUUUUGGCAUUAUCGUUUCCCGAUCGUGUAAAUCAGUAUGCGCUAACGUGCAGUAAUUACUACAAAAGCUCGAAUGCGCGUAUUCGAGCAAAUGCUGCACUUCUGACCGGCCAUAUGUUGGGAGUGCUUACCCCACAACUCCGGGCUACCAUUAGCAAGGACCUCAUCUUUUCUAGUCUUGUUCUGCUUCUGAAAGAUCCAGAAGAUGUAAGCGUGCGACUUGCAGCAGCGAAAGCAGUCGGCAGUCUACAUCAUUUUUCAUAGGAGUAGAGUUGCUCUUCUGAGACAUUGUUCAUGUGCAAAUGGCGAUUGCUCAGUUGGACCUCUAUCGAUCUUUGAGAGAAGCAUAUCAUUGUUCUCUAGAGUUUCUUACACAUGUUGAGAUUAGAGUAUUAUGUUAAUGACCCCGUAUAGUCGAUUUUGUUAGGGUAUCGGAAUGCGUCAGAUUUCUAUUGGCUUACAAGUUUGCACACUUUCAGUUUGCAUAUUUUUCGUAGCAUUCAUGGCGUUUUGCACUUAGAUAGUAUACUUGGUAUUUUGUGCAUAUUUUUUUUUUCAAAUCGCUUAUUAUUCUAUCGCUAAAAUGGACCUUCACAUUAUCGUAUGUUUCAUUAUCUUUAUGCACUUUUUUUGGAGAGAAUACGUAGAUUGCGCAGUUCCAUAAAUGCACGUGUUUCUAGUUUGUAAUUCUCACAGAUUCGCUUUAACUUUUCAAAGCCCGUGAGUGCCAGCUUGUGAUUACAUUUUUGCAAUCCCGAGAUCAAUAUUGUGCUCUUCAGCUUGUUUUUGUUGUGCUCUCUAACCUGUUAUCAUCCCCUUUUCCCUUUCUUGGUAAGCUGACCUCUGUGAUUACUGACGCAAGCAUGGUGGAAGAUGUAAUGUUGACAGGUCAUCUUUGCUCCUUUUUUCUUUUUCAAUCUGUUUGUACAUUUUCUCGUUCUCAUAACGCAUUCACUGAGAUAGGUUGUUCUAUUUGCCUUCCUUUUUCGAACUUCUUGUCGUAUUCUGUGAUCAUGGCACAUUUGCCAGCAUGGUGAACACAAUUGGUUCAUUGUUAGUAUUUCUGGGUAUUAUUAACAUUUGUAAAUGAAAUUGCUACUUGCGA